AAGGUGACUUUAUCAGACAAUCGCGUAUAUGACGUAGCCUCUAUGACCCGAUAUAGUUUAUGCCCGUGUCAAUGCCUUGUAUGUACAUCAAGUGUUCACGAGGUGAAGAUGUGUGAACUCUUGGUGGAAUUCUUUGGGAUUUUAGUCGCUGUGUGUCUGUGUAUACUCGCCUCUGUAGCAUGGCAUAUUCAUCGACAACAUCAAAAGUAUGAUCAUCUACCUGGGCCUCCCAGGGACAGCUUCUGGAGUGGACACAUCCGGUCGAUCGAAAAGGUGGUUGCUGCUGGUGGUAUUAUGGAUGACUAUCUAAUAGAAAUUUCCAAAACUCAUGGACUGGUUUUCCGUCUAUGUGUGUGGCAUCAAGUUUUUGUCUUCGUUUUAGAUCCAGAAUGCAUUAAGGAUGUUCUGGUUACUGGAAAUCAUCCAAAAUCGAAACGGAUAUAUUCAAAAAUUACCAACGUCUUUGGUGCAAGAUUUUUGGGAGAGGGAAUUGAAACGGAGCUCAAUAGCAAGAUCUGGGUUUUGCAUCGAAUGCAUCUUGAGCUAUGGUUCAAACCAAGCUACAUUGGAAAAUUUGCAUCUGAAUUCAACGGGUUUGCCGAUCGUUACGCAGAGUACCUGGAAAGCAAAGCGGACGGCAAGACAGAGAUACACAUGUUGAAUACGUUUAACAAACUGAUGUUGCAUCUUUUGUAUAAGGUAGCAUUCAGUGUAGACAUGGGACCGCUAACUGAUGAGGAUCAUCCUUUUGUCACGACAAUGAAGACAGCUGUAAUAGGAUUUGCGAAUCUUCUGUCAAGCCCUUUGGUAGCUAUAAAUCCGUUCAAAUGGAGAUUUCGCCGGGAUGUUCGAGAAGCUAUAAAAUAUAUCAGACAAAGCGCCGAACAAAUGAUGACAGACAGAAAUGUAGCAAAACGAAACGGCGACUAUGUUCCCCACGAUCUCUUGGAGUACAUAAUGGAACUUAAAGAAAAGCAUCCAUCAAAAAUGACGGACGAAAUACUGUUGGACAAUUUCCUGACAUUUCUUUUGGCAGGACAGGAAACAUCUGCCAACACCUUGGGCUUUAUGAUUGCCCUGCUCGCAAAGAAUCCAGAAUGUUACAAAAAGCUACAAAAGGAAGUUGAUGAAAACGUUGGCGCCGUGGCUGUGAUCACAUUCGAUGAGCUUGUGAAGUUACCGUACCUAGAUAUGGUGUUGAAAGAAACACUCCGGCUAUACCCUGUGGUUAAGUCAUCAUUUCGAGAGACAGCCACUGACUACGUCCUCGGCGGUCACCAUAUCCCCGCCGGAACUGACAUGGUAGCUAGUUUCUACGCGACGUCCAGGUCAGAGCAAAAUAUAACAAACCCCUCGGAAUUUAUGCCAGAACGAUUCGACGUCGACAGCCCAGAGAAAUUUAGCAAAUUUGUUUCCACACCAUUUUCAACUGGACCCCAUACAUGCAUCGGGAAAAAAUUUGCAGAGAUAGAGAUGAAAAUCAUCAUUGUCAAGAUCAUGCAGAAUUUCGACUUUGAAUUGAUUCCCGGACAAACUUGUGAAAUACAAGACAACACAUUACUGCAACCGAAAAGUGGCGUCAAGUGUUUCCUCCGCCCGCGGAAAACAGUAACAGCGUAAUGAGCAAGACUGUCAUGUGUCAUAAUGCAAAAGUAUUAUUUUAAAUUAUAGUAUUUUGUAUUGAAAGCGAGAACAAAAUCCAAUGUUUCCCUUAAAAAACACGUUUUUAAUUCAUUUUUUGUAUAUACAUUGUUCGAUUUACCACCGUUGUGGACUCUUGAUGGUUUUUAAAGGGAUGUUACACUGCAAGGUUUUAAUAGUUAUAUCGAUUUUUGUUAUUUCUAACAUGUGAUCUUGAUUAACUGAGAAAUGAAAAAAACAGCAAACAACCGCUGACACGGUAAUGUAAUGGCCUAGACAGUAACCUAUGUUUGGGGUCCGUAUUUGCUUUUGCAAAGUGAAUAUAUCUGAAACAAUGAACAAUUGUAAAACACAUCAUAUACUUAAGUAAGGCCCGUCUGUAUAUGGAACAUAACAGUUAUAAUCAUUGUUGUUAUUAUGGUAUAUUUACAAUUGCCACUGUUUCUGAAUCGAUAACGUAAGUGUAGGCAGGUCUGUUUAUUUCUCUAUAACUUUAGUGUAGAACGUGAUUCAGUUCACCGCGUAGGAAUAUAUGUAAAUAUGGGCAGACUUCUUUCCGCAAACCUCAUGUGAAUGUUUACAAACAAACGCUAGCAUUUAGACUACCGUGCGUUCGAGACAACAAAUGAUGUCGGGUUCGAGAGAAGACAGUACUAAGUAUUUUGCCCCAGUACCUCAAUUUCGUACAAAUAUAGAAUUAUCUAUUCCAUUACCUUCAAAUACAAUUAUGAAGAUAUUGUAUGAAAUUAAAUAUGAAUAUUUUAUGUGAAUAAAAAUAUUGAAAUGGAGGAACUUUUUUCAUUUAAUGUUACGGAUAAAGUUGGCGGGGUUUAGCUGUCUGUCAACGGCUUUUGCGAAUGACUGUUUCGCAUGGAUUAACAUGACAUCAAAAUAAUUUUGAAAGCAGAU
Molecule: messenger RNA, 2550 nt
Organism: Mizuhopecten yessoensis (Yesso scallop)
Lineage: Eukaryota; Metazoa; Mollusca; Bivalvia; Pectinida; Pectinidae
Product: cholesterol 24-hydroxylase-like
Exons: 14
Coding region: 43-1620 (525 amino acids)
Biological process (GO): cholesterol catabolic process
Molecular function (GO): heme binding; cholesterol 24-hydroxylase activity; iron ion binding
Source: RefSeq, a predicted model, not a curated record